AUGCCCCGAGUUCGCGUUAGUUCAAGCCAAAAUUGCCAUGAGAAGGAAGGUCGGCUCCUACUGGCUGUACAGGCUAUUAAAAAAAAGGAGAUUACAUCAAUACGCGAGGCAGCACGUCGCUUCAAUGUGCCUGAAUCUACACUACGUACGCGACUACGCGGGACUACAAAUCGCGCCGAAUCUCGCGCAAAUGGCCAUAAAUUGACUGAGAUUGAAGAGGAAGUGCUUAAGCAGUGGAUUCUCUCUUUAGAUCUACGCGGAGCAGCUCCUACAAAAGCUCAUGUACGAGAAAUGGCUAAUAUUCUGCUUGCAAAGCGUGGUUCCACCCCAAUCCAGACUGUCGGCCAGAAAUGGGUAUAUAAUUAUACUCAACGCCACCCGGAGCUUGAGUCUCGCUUGUCAAGGCAAUACGACUGCCAGCGAGCAAAGCAAGAGAACCCAAAGGUUAUUCAAGCAUGGUUUAACACCGUACGAGCCACAAUCGAACAAUACGGGAUCCUACCGGACGAUAUCUACAACUUUGAUGAGACUGGCUUUGCAAUGGGCCUUUGUGCACAUCAGAAAGUGAUUACCAAGUCAGAAUCAUGUGGCCGAAGACCAGUUCUACAGCCAGGAAACCGUGAAUGGGUUACUGCAAUUGAGUCAAUCAGUGCUUCUGGAUGGGCACUUCCACCAACACUUAUCUUUAAGGGCAAGCAGUAUAACCAAGCAUGGUUUACAGGCCUUCCGCCCGACUGGCGAUUUGAAAUUAGUACAAAUGGAUGGACAACUAAUGAAAUUAGCCUUCGCUGGCUUCAGAAGCAAUUUAUCCCGUCAACAGAGCAUCGUACGCGCGGAAGAUAUCAACUUCUAGUUCUUGAUGGCCAUGGAAGCCAUCUUACACCAGAGUUUGAUCAAAUCUGUACAGAUCAUAAUAUUAUACCACUCUGCAUGCCGGCACAUUCCUCCCAUCUUCUACAACCACUUGAUAUUGGAUGUUUUGCAGUUUUGAAGCGCUCGUACGCCAGCUUGGUUGAUCAGAAAAUGCGGCUUGGCAUCAGCCAUAUUGACAAACUUGAUUUCCUUGCAGCCUAUCCACAAGCUCGAAUCAGCACAUUUAAGCUGGAUACAAUCAGAAACAGUUUUCGAGCAGCAGGACUAGUGCCAUUGAAUCCUGAACCAGUGCUUUCAAAGCUUAGUAUUCAGGCUCGUACGCCUACACCCCCUGGAAGCCGUGGAAGCCAGGCAAGCACUUUUUGCCCACAUACACCAGCAAAUGUUGAUGAGCUUCUAAAGCAAGCUUCUUUACUCAGAGAUUUUCUCAAACAGCGCUCAAAAAGUCCACCAUCACCGUCCCAUAAUGCCCUAAACCAGCUAAUUAAAGGCUGUCAAAUUGCAAUGCAAAAGGGCAUACUAUUGGAGCAAGAGAAUAGGGCGCUACGUGCUGAAAAUGCUAUACAAAGGCGAAAGCGAGCUCGUACGCAUAGAUGGAUAGCUCAUGAUAAUGGUCUGUCUGUACAAGAGGCUACAGAGCUCGAGGAAGCUCAUAAUGCGUCUUUUCAGGCAAUACCUGGUCCAUGCGGGCCACCAGCAGAAGGUGCACAAACACCAAAGGCACGGGCAUUACCUACAUGUAGUACCUGCCAUAGAAUUGGGCAUAGAAGAAAUGCUUGUCCAAAUAAAUAA
Aspergillus nidulans FGSC A4 is the source of this 1665-nucleotide messenger RNA. RefSeq lists its product as uncharacterized. NCBI's taxonomy places the organism in Eukaryota, Fungi, Ascomycota, Eurotiomycetes, Eurotiales, Aspergillaceae. The record is from RefSeq and is a predicted model, not a curated record. Bases 1 to 1665 code for a protein of 554 amino acids. The transcript has a single exon.